Corvus hawaiiensis (hawaiian crow) is the source of this 1108-nucleotide messenger RNA. RefSeq lists its product as uncharacterized. Bases 1 to 1101 code for a protein of 366 amino acids. Lineage: Eukaryota; Metazoa; Chordata; Aves; Passeriformes; Corvidae. The transcript has 3 exons. The record is from RefSeq and is a predicted model, not a curated record.
AUGAAUCCAGAGGUGGAAUCUCGGGUGGAAUCUCGGGGGAAUCUCGGGAGGAACCUCGGGUGGAAUCUCGGGAGGAUCCUUAGGUGGAAUCUCGGGUGGAAUCUCGGGUGGAAUCUCGGGGGAAUCUCGGGUGGAAUCUCGGGGGGGAAUCUCGGGAGGAACCUCGGGUGGAAUCUCGGGGGGGAAUCUCGGGAGGAUCCUUGGGUGGAAUCUCGGGGGGGAAUCUCGGGUGGAAUCUCGGGGGAAUCUCGGGUGGAAUCUCGGGUGGAAUUUCGGGGGGGAAUCUCGGGAGGAUCCUUGGGUGGAAUCUCGGGGGGGAAUCUCGGGGGGGAAUCUCGGGUGGAAUCUCGGGGGAAUCUCGGGUGGAAUCUCGGGGGGGAAUCUCGGGAGGAACCUCGGGUGGAAUCUCGGGGGGGAAUCUCGGGAGGAUCCUUAGGUGGAAUCUCGGGGGGGAAUCUCGGGAGGAUCCUUAGGUGGAAUCUCGGGUGGAAUCUCGGGAGGAUCCUUGGGUGGAAUCUCGGGGGUGGAAUCUCGGGAGGAACCUCGGGUGGAAUCUCGGGAGGAUCUUUAGGUGGAAUCUCGGGUGGAAUCUCGGGUGGAAUCUCGGGGGGGAAUCUCGGGUGCAAUCUCGGGUGGAAUCUCGGGAGGAACCUCGGGUGGAAUCUCGGGAGGAUCCUUAGGUGGAAUCUCGGGUGCAAUCUCGGGGGAAUCUCGGGAGGAUCCUUAGGUGGAAUCUCGGGGGGGAAUCUCGGGAGGAUCCUCGGGUGGAAUCUCGGGUGGAAUCUCGGGAGGAUCCUUAGGUGGAAUCUCGGGGGAAUCUCGGGGGGGAAUCUCGGGUGGAAUCUCGGGGGAAUCUCGGGAGGAUCCUUAGGUGGAAUCUCGGGAGGAUCCUUGGGAGGAACCUCGGGUGGAAUCUCGGGUGGAAUCUCGGGUGGAAUCUCGGGAGGAUCCUUGGGUGGAAUCUCGGGGGGGAAUCUCGGGUGCAAUCUCGGGGGAAUCUCGGGAGGAUCCUUAGGUGGAAUCUCGGGGGAGAAUCUCGGGAGGAUCCUCGGGUGGAAUCUCGGGUGGAAUCUCGGGGGGGAAUCUCGGGAGGAUCCUUAGGUGGAAU